GAAACAGCCGGCAAGGUGAUACCCAAAGGUGCCAUAUCAUCAAAAUCCACGGCAUCAACUAAUCAUCAAAACCCAAAUGUUCUAUCAUCAAAGUACUAUGUUGUCAAUAAAAGGGUACCUAUUUAACCGAAUCAUUUGAGUGGUUAAUCCCAAACCUGCCAACAGCUUCGUAUGUCACUUGUCCACCUCAUAUUGCCUUGCGACAUUUCUCUUAGUCUUUUGUGGAAAGUUGAGUUUUGAUCCAAAUUCAAAUUCAGAAAUGAUUCCUGCGUCCUAUAACUCUGUUUCUGUUCAUCUUGGCGGUGUUGCGUGUGACCCACAACACCCAAUUGCGUUGGAUCACAUUCUGAACAGGUCUUGUUCUUCUGCCUCUUUGUCUUGGAACUGUGGGAGCCUCACUAGGAAGAAAAGCAAGAGGAGGAACUCUAUUACUAUGGCUUCAAAUUUGAGGACCAACAAUUUUCUGCGCCACGUGGAAUCCAUGAAGCUUCUGCCAUCUGGUGCUGGCCACAUUUCACAGUUGAACGCUGUGAUACUUGGAGAAUCUCUCGCCACUGAAGAGGAUGAUUUCGUUCUUCCAAGUCAGGAUUUUGCUACCCAAGCAAAUGUUCAGUCCCCUGAACAGUAUCUGGAGAUGUACAAUAGAUCGAUUGAGGACCCUGCUGGAUUUUGGUCUGAUAUUGCAUCAGAGUUCUAUUGGAAACAGAGAUGGGGGGAUAAAGUGUGUGAUGAAAAUUUUGAUGUUAGAAAAGGAAAAAUCAAGAUUGAGUGGUUCAAGGGUGGCAUCACCAACAUCUGUUAUAAUUGCUUGGAUAGAAAUGUUGAAGCUGGACUUGGUGACAAAGUUGCCAUUUACUGGGAAGGCAAUGAGCCUGGUAUGGAUGGUACUUUAACAUACACUCAGCUUCUCCAUAAAGUUUGCCAGCUUGCAAACUACCUGAAAGAUGCUGGUGUGAAGAAAGGAGAUGCUGUAGUUAUUUAUUUGCCCAUGCUUAUGGAGCUUCCCGUUGCAAUGCUUGCCUGUGCUCGCAUUGGUGCUGUUCAUUCGGUUGUAUUUGCCGGUUUUUCUGCAGAAUCUCUUGCCCAGAGAAUAAUUGAUUGUAAACCAAAAGUUGUAAUUACCUGCAAUGCUGUUAAAAGAGGCUCCAAGCCUAUCUAUCUGAAAGAUAUAGUUGACGCUGCCAUCAAUGAUUCAGCCCAAAAUGGGGUCUCUACAGAUGUAUGCCUAGUUUAUGAAAACCCAUUGGCAAUGAAGAGGGUAGAUACCAAAUGGAAGGAGGGGCGAGAUAUAUGGUGGCAGGACACCAUUCCUCAAUAUCCAACUACUUGUCCAGUGGAGUGGGUUGACGCAGAGGAUCCACUUUUUCUACUCUAUACAAGUGGGAGUACAGGAAAACCUAAGGGUGUCCUCCAUACAACUGGUGGUUACAUGGUGUACACUGCAACAACAUUCAAGUAUGCAUUUGACUACAAGCCGUCUGACAUCUACUGGUGUACAGCUGAUUGUGGUUGGAUUACUGGGCACAGCUAUGUCACUUAUGGACCCAUGCUCAAUGGUGCAAGUGUCGUUGUGUUUGAAGGGGCUCCCAAUUAUCCUGAUGCUGGGCGAAGUUGGGAUAUUGUUGACAAAUAUAAAGUGACAAUAUUCUACACUGCCCCCACACUAGUAAGGUCCCUCAUGCGUGAUGGUGAUGCGUAUGUUACUCGCUACUCAAGGAAAUCUUUACGAGUGCUGGGAAGUGUAGGAGAGCCCAUAAAUCCUAGUGCAUGGAGGUGGUUUUACAAUGUAGUUGGAGAUUCAAGGUGCCCUAUCUCAGACACCUGGUGGCAAACAGAAACUGGUGGCUUCAUGAUAACUCCACUACCAGGUGCUUGGCCCCAGAAGCCCGGUUCUGCAACUUUCCCUUUCUUUGGAGUUCAGCCUGUCAUAGUGGAUGAGAAAGGUGUUGAAAUAGAAGGUGAGUGCAGUGGGUAUUUGUGUGUUAAGAAAUCAUGGCCAGGGGCAUUCAGAACUCUAUAUGGUGAUCAUGAGAGAUAUGAAACAACAUAUUUCAAGCCAUUUGCUGGAUACUAUUUCAGUGGUGAUGGUUGCAGCAGGGAUAAAGAUGGAUAUCAUUGGCUCACUGGAAGAGUUGAUGAUGUCAUCAAUGUCAGUGGGCAUCGAAUUGGCACAGCAGAAGUGGAAUCAGCUCUAGUUUCACAUCCUCAGUGUGCAGAGGCUGCUGUGGUUGGUGUGGAACAUGAGGUCAAAGGACAGGGAAUCUACGCAUUUGUUACCAUUGUAGAUGGUGUUCCUUACAGUGAAGAACUGCGGAAGAACCUCAUACUCACAGUUCGAAAGCAGAUAGGAGCCUUUGCAGCACCUGACAAAAUCCAUUGGGCACCUGGCCUUCCAAAAACAAGGAGUGGAAAGAUAAUGAGAAGAAUUCUGAGAAAAAUAGCUUCGAGGCAGCUGGAUGAACUUGGAGAUACAAGUACCCUUGCAGAUCCAAAUGUGGUCAAUCAACUUAUAGAACUUGCUGAUUCUUGAAGCCCCAAACUUUGUAUCCUUAAACGGCAUAUUAUUAGCCAGUGAGAAGUUAGAGGACAAUUUUUGCCUUGUCUGUAGUUUUCUUUUCUUUUCUUUUCUCGGAAUGGUGCAUGUGAUAAAUAAUAAAUAAGUCAUCCAUAUCUUUUCUUAAUAUUCUCUAUUU
Molecule: messenger RNA, 2693 nt
Organism: Abrus precatorius (Indian licorice)
Lineage: Eukaryota; Viridiplantae; Streptophyta; Magnoliopsida; Fabales; Fabaceae
Product: acetyl-coenzyme A synthetase, chloroplastic/glyoxysomal
Exons: 19
Coding region: 260-2530 (756 amino acids)
Molecular function (GO): AMP binding; acetyl-CoA synthetase activity
Source: RefSeq, a predicted model, not a curated record